Messenger RNA from Plenodomus lingam JN3, 861 nucleotides. NCBI's taxonomy places the organism in Eukaryota, Fungi, Ascomycota, Dothideomycetes, Pleosporales, Leptosphaeriaceae. The record is from RefSeq and is a predicted model, not a curated record.
AUGGACACCUUACUCAUGGCACCUACCGAGCAGCGAACAGCAGAUAAAAGAUUCCGUCUAUCCUGGACCAAGAAGACUGUCCCACUGAAGAACUCAGUCCUGUUCUCAAAAGCAAAACACAGCCAAGAGUGGCACCAAAACAUCGAAGCCACAUCUGGAGUGCUACAUCCAUCCGAUAGCAAAUUCUCAUACGCAGCUCUACAAAAUCACACCGACUCCUAUCUCCAGAGGAAGGGAAAACUCAGCCAGGCCGAUACAGACUUAAGACUAAGAAUACUAGUUGAAGGCCAUGAACCAAGAUCCAUCGCCAUUGCUGCGGUAUCGCAUGUAAUGACAGCAAAGACUUUGCGCUCCCUUCUCUCGUCAGAGUUGAAUGUUGCGCAGGUGAGCUACUGGGGUCUCGAUACAUGGUUGCAGUGCCUUAUUGCUGCAAACCACGGCAACCCUGCAUCAGUGACCGACUUCGAAGCAAGCUGGGCGCGUAUGCUGCUUCCAUAUGCCAGCCAUGGGGCUUCCGCGGCUGGUCUAUAUAUCCAAGGAAUAUAUGCGACUAUGCGUCAAUCAAACGUUUCGAAUCUCGAUAGUCUCCCAGAGUUUGGGGUGCUCCUGCGACGCGCGUUUACGGACUAUGCGGCGCAGUUGGAAGGCUUUAGGGUGCGGUAUGAGUGGAAAGCGGCUCGUGAGGCGACAUCUUGGCUGGAGGAUUUGAAGAUUACGGCGGCGAUGAAGCAAUCGGCGGGAGUGACCAGUGCAGAACGUCUCUUUGAUGCUUUCUUUCCGGUGUGGAGGAUAUGGGCCUCGUGGAAGCCUGAUGUCAAACGCCUCGCAAGACUCGCUAUCUCGAAGGGCCAGAUACAGUGA